AUGGACUCCCCCCGGAGCCGGACUAUCUGCGGCGGAGGAGGCGCACCUAAUGCUGAAUUGAUUGCCUUCUCGUUAAGGCCGCUCGCGCGACCAGCGAGUGACAUACGCACUUACGUGAUACGUCCGCCGCGGCGAGUGGCGGCGAGUGGCGGCACUGGCGCGCGGCCAGGACUCCGCACUCACGGCAACAGUGCUUCUAGGAAAUCGGCUAUCAAAAGCUGU
Molecule: messenger RNA, 222 nt
Organism: Brenthis ino (lesser marbled fritillary)
Lineage: Eukaryota; Metazoa; Arthropoda; Insecta; Lepidoptera; Nymphalidae
Source: the annotation of a GenBank genome assembly